CGGGGGUUCGAAGCUGUGCCGAUGGCUGCUCAACAAGGGAAGAACAGCUCGGCCUUGCGGGUUCUGGAGGAAGCGUUGGGCGUGGGCCUGACGGAUGCCAAGGACACCGCGUCUGCGGUGGCCGCCGAGGGCGCCUACUACCUGGAGCAGGUCACCAUAACUGAAGCAUCUGAAGAUGAUUAUGAAUAUGAAGAGAUACCAGAUGACAAUUUUAGUAUUCCAGAAGGUGAAGAAGAUCUGGCAAAAGCAAUUCAGAUGGUUCAAGAACAGGCUACAGAUACUCAGAUUUUGGAGGAGAAAACAGACCUUCCUUCAAAGCGUGUAGCACCUGAAGUAAUAGAAGACUUUCUCUGCAAUUUCCUGAUGAGAAUGGGAAUGACCAGAACGCUUGAUUGCUUUCAAUCUGAAUGGUAUGAGUUUAUACAGAAGGGGAUAACUGACGUUAGAGAUGUUGGGAAUGUUCCAGAUGUCUACACCCAGAAUAUGCUUUUAGAAACUGAGAACAAAAAUUUGAAGAAAGACUUGAAACACUACAAACAGGCAGCUGACAAAGCUAGAGAAGGGCUGCUGAAAACUCAGAAAGAACGUGAUUUUCAUCGAAUGCAUCACAAACGAACAGUCCAAGAAAAAAACAAAUUAAUUAAUGACCUCAAAGGGUUGAAGUUACAUUAUGCAUCUUAUGAACCAACUAUAAGGGUGUUACAUGAGAAGCACCACACUUUACUGAAGCAGAAAAUGCUGACCUCCUUGCAAAGAGACAGAGCAGUCAAGCAGAUGUCUAGAGUUCAAGCAACAUUGAUGUAUGCGGAACCAGGGUGUAGUAACUCAGUUCCUGAAAUUAGAGCUAUUCCUAGUCAUGAAAAGGAAAAUGCACCAGAAGGUCCUGCUCAGAAUGAUCUUCAUGAAAUCAGGGAACAAGACAAGUAUAAACCAAAGAUGAAAAAUAAAACGACCUCCUUCAACAGAAAGCAAGAGGGAGCCUGUGAGCUCAGUGCAAGAUCAGUCUGUCCAACUGCACACGUCCAUCCGCAGGAGUUGAGAGGGAACCCACAGACUUGGAAUAAGACCACACCUCUGCAAGACACCACUGGCAGGACACAGCACAGUGUCCGAACACUCAGAAUAAGGCUACCCGUCUACAGAAUAUCGUGACUCUCUCAGCAGGAGCCAAGUGGGAAAUUCUGAGCAACACAUGUUCCUGGCCUGUCUUCUUCCCCCAGUCCUCUCUUUCUUCAUCACCCAUACUCUUGAUCCAUGAUCUUUCUACUCUGCCUGAGGAGUCUGGGUCUCCCAGUUCAUCAUUUAUUCCAGAAUGCUAAUUAAUCCUCCCGCAGGCUCCUUAUAUCACAUUUUCUGACCCAAUCUUUUCUGACGCCCAAAGUUUUUUUUCUGUACUCUUUGGAAUGCAAGAUAAUUGCUCAGCAAAAUCUUCUAUAUUUUCAACUUCUGUGAAUGUUCCCUUCACAUUCUGUUUUGGGAGGUGAGAUAACUCACCUUGGCUGCUUUUAGUUUCCUCUCCCUCAUGAACUCAUCCUGCCUUGACUCGCCUAUCAUCAGAUUAUCCCACUGACUGUAACUUUUUACUGCAGGCACUUCUCAGGCCAUUUUUGGUUAAAUUUAAAAUAUGAAGUCCUGUGACAUUGUCAUUUUUUAAAGGAUGAGUCCUGCUAAACUUCUUUGUUAUUUAAAUGUUCACAUGGAUGUUCAAUCCUUCUAACACACUGGACUUUCAUUCCGUUCCCUGACAGCCUCUGUCUUAGCAAUCCUGUGCUCCAUCUGUUCUCAGCCACUCACUUCCUGGUCAUUUCUUAGGCCUUAUGAUUGUCACUAAAUGCCAUAAUUUUUCAUUUUCUCGGCUGUUUGUGUCUUAUCUUCCCGACCCCUGCAUGCUGAGGUGUUACAGAGCUCAGUUCUGGGGCCUCCUCUUUUUGCUGUCAUCACUCGCUGGCUGGUCUCAUCCAGUCUCAUGGCUUUAAACUACCAGUACGUUAAUGACUCCUUAAUUUAUGUCUUCAACUGAGAUCUCCUUCCUGAACUCUAAUUUUAUAUAUUUAACUGCAUCCUUGACCCCUGCAAUUAGAUAUGAAUUCCCUAUUAAAGCUGUCUCCUACAAUUUUCUUUACCUUAAAUGAUGGAAACUCCAGCAUUCCAGUUAGCCAGAAUACUUUGGAGUUAUCCUUGAGUCAUUUCUCUCUUAACAUUUCAGAUUAGAUAUGAUAAUACUUUUGGUUCUGUUUUUGAGAUAUAUCCAUACUUCUAUCUUAACACCAGCACUAUUGCUCCCUGUUUUUUUUUCCUCCAUCAUCUGUAGCUUACAUUAUUGCAGUAGCCUCUUAACUGAUCUCUUGAUUUGUCUUUGUUUUCCUUUUGUCUCCUUUGAACAGAGCAGAAAGAGUGAUCUUAAAAUAUAACUCUGUCCAUAAUUUUUCUCUAUUAAAAACUUGGUAGUGGUUUCCUGUCUUUCUCAGAGUUACAAAUGAAGUCAUAGGCUCUGAAGCCCUGCAUAAUUGUGCCUUUUUUUAACCUCUCUGACCUUAUUGCCUGCUACUCCCCCGUACUGAAUUCCAAUGCAGCCACAGUAGCUUCCUACCAAUUCUUAGAACACUCCAGGCAGGCUCCUGCCUGCAGGUUUUUGUACUUGAGGUAUCUUCCGCCUGAGUUGUUUUCCCUCACAUAUCCUAAUGGCUCAUCCCUUCACUUCUUUUAUAAAUUUACUCAAGUGUCUUCUUUUAGACAUACCUUCUAUAGCCCCCCAAUCUUAAGUUUUAAUGAUGCCCCUCAUUCCCUGAUACUUCCUGGGCCUCUUCCAUGCUUUGAUUUUUUUCUCUUUACAUGUCUUAUAUAUCUUUCUCUUACACAUCUGUAUUGUACUUAAUAACUUGUUUGUUGUAUCUCUUCACUAGAAUGUAAGUUUCAUGAGAGCAGGAGUAUUUAUCUCAGUGCAUGACUGGCAAAUAGUACUUAUGCCAUAAAUAUAUGUAUUUGAAUGGAUGCGUAUAUGAAAAAACGUGUUUUGUUAGUUGCUGUUAUACAGAUACGAAAUCGAUUACUCUAAGUU
Messenger RNA from Rhinolophus ferrumequinum (greater horseshoe bat), 3058 nucleotides. RefSeq names its product sperm associated antigen 16 (gene SPAG16). Gene Ontology annotation, biological process: axoneme assembly. Gene Ontology annotation, molecular function: protein binding. Gene Ontology annotation, cellular component: axonemal central apparatus. The record is from RefSeq and is a predicted model, not a curated record. NCBI's taxonomy places the organism in Eukaryota, Metazoa, Chordata, Mammalia, Chiroptera, Rhinolophidae. The transcript is spliced from 10 exons. Bases 22 to 1152 code for a protein of 376 amino acids.